Molecule: messenger RNA, 3832 nt
Organism: Nycticebus coucang (slow loris)
Lineage: Eukaryota; Metazoa; Chordata; Mammalia; Primates; Lorisidae
Gene: TMEM101
Product: transmembrane protein 101
Exons: 5
Coding region: 2402-3103 (233 amino acids)
Biological process (GO): positive regulation of canonical NF-kappaB signal transduction
Source: RefSeq, a predicted model, not a curated record
CCAGCGUGGAGUUUUCUGACCUUUGGCUUAAUGGGAACAAAAAAAAGCAUUCCCUUUCUUUGUGUCCAGACAAGACCUCAGUGAAUUAUAGACAUUGGCAGAUUUCUUUUCUUUUCUUUUUUUUUUUUGCAGUUUUUGACCGGGGCCCGGUUUGAACCCACCACCUCCGGUAUAUGGGGCCGGCACCCUACUCCUUGAGCCACAGGUGCCACAUUGGCAGAUUUCUUAGGGAGGCAGCAUAGAAUGAAAGAGGAGACACUUGACUACUUCCUGACCUGAAAGGGCCCCAAAGGAAUCUGAAGCUGCCAUCCUGAUCAGAGAGUGGAGAUGGGUCUCCAGAAGUGAGUGAUGAACGAGGUAGAGGGCACCACUCUUAGGCAGGAUUGGGUCCUGCUCCUCUGGGUACAAGGCCACGAGGCUUUGGAGAGUUCCUCCUCUUGUCCUAUAUACCCAUCUCAGGGCUGUGGCUUCCCUGAGAGCUAGUUGUUCUAUUGCUCUUGAAGGUGGGGCUUUGACAGGAGGCUAGAGAGGCAGGAAAGCAGAGCUGAGAUUCUUUCCAUUGCCAUUCCUGGGCUGGGAUUGCACUCAGCAGGUAUUGCCUAGGAACAUAGGUGAGUGCAUCGGACUUCUGUGCAGACCUUUUGCAGAAUGGUAAUUCUGGAAAUGCUGGCUGUAUGAAGAGUGACUGAGUGAAUGUUUAGGGGCUGGGAAAGGCAGAGUUUCUGCUGGGGCCCUGUUAAAAGUCAGUGUUGUGGGGUGUGGGUGAGAGUAAGUAAGGGGUGCCCUGGAUUAAAGGCCAUCUUCCCUAAUUGCUUUUCAUCUAAGAGGUAAGGGCAUGAGGGAUGGUUAGGAGGAGGUGAUCAGGAUGCUGGGGCCUGAGAUAGCUCUUACCAGAAGCUUCAGUGACAGGUAAAAUUGUGGGAGAUGAAGGGAUUGUAUCCUUGAGACCAUGCUGGGAGUCCAGCAAAUGGUGAGACUCCUGAAUGGUAUCUACUUGUAUUUUUCUCCCUUAGUGUCAACAUGGUUGCCCAGGGUCCCAGGUGAAGGAGAGGCAUGAAGGUCUCAGCAUACAUGAGCGCCUGAUCCAUCCUCUCCCCUUCCCCUCCUGGACAAGCAUGGGGUGGGUGUGUCCACUUUCUGACACUAUGGCAGUGGCCCUGAUGGUUGCAUUUGGCUAAUUUCAGGAAUCUGGCAGCAGUAUGUCUAGCACCAUGCACCUGCCCAAGCACAGGCAGUGUGGUGGGCUGUAGGGGCCUCCACCUGCUCAACCUUCCUCCCAAUUUCCCCUAUAGAGCCUGGCUCCUGGAGCUGGAACCACAGGAAUCUCAGCCACCUGCCUGUUGGUGCCUUCUAAGACCUCUGGAGAUGGGGUCUGCUGCUCUCUCACAAUGUCCUGCAAGAUGUAGCUGGUGGAGCCCUAGGGCACCUGAGUUGCCUGAAGCGGCUAGUCCUCACUCCCAACUGGCCCUCCUGCCCCAGACUUCUCAGCCACCCUGGGCUCUUUGCUUCGUCUCGACCUGUCUCACAACCUACUCACCACCCUGCUCCCCAGUACCCAAUGGGGUCUGGGGAGCCUUAAGCAGCUCAAUCUGAGCCUCAACUAGCUGCCUACAGCAGGGUUUGGUGGCCUCUUCUGCCUAUCCUGGCUGGGAACCAGCUGCAGUGGGUGAAAGGCACUAUUUUGGUAUCCCUGCCAGGCUUGGAAAUUGUCUUUCUGGCUGGGAACAAAAAUGAGCUGGAGGUUGAGGCAUUUACAGCCUUGUGGGCACUGGGACUAUCUCAUGGACAACUGACUGUAUCACCUCAAGUUCAAGGCAGUAGCCGCUAUCUGGACAGCAGGUUUAUAGCUGCCACUGGUCAAAAACCCUUGGACAUACAACUGUGACCUGCCGGGAAUCUUCAGGAAGCUGGAUUGCAUGUGGCCAACCUAGGCAACUUGAAGUGCUAGUUCCAGCUCUGCCUGGCCCAGAUGGCCACUCUCCUUGGCAUCUCAGGCACCAUGCUGCUCGCUGUGGCUGUGAUUAUGGCUGAGCAUAAACGCAGGCAGGGCCCUGGACAGGAUGGGAACCUCCGUGGAGAGGUACAAUGAAAAGCCCAGAAGUCUCCAUGGGCAGGGGGAAGACUGAAGUUCGCAGCGGGAACACCUCCUUCGUGUCGGAACUAGAAUAGACAACGUUGUUUCCCGGCGGGAGGGGAAAAGAAAAGGCGAGACACCCGGAAGUUUCGUGCCCAUUUCGCGCCGGCCUCUCUGACGGAGUGAAGCCGCUGCCCUUUCUGCCCUUUCCCAAAAUGGCGUCUGAAAUAGGUUCGAGACGGUGGAUGCUGCAGCUGCUCAUGCAGUUGGGUUCGGUGCUGCUCACACGAUGUCCCUUUUGGGGCUGCUUCAGCCAACUCAUGCUGUAUGCUGAGAGGGCUGAGGCGCGCCGGUGAGAAGGCCCAUGUAGCCGCCGGACGCGGUGGGGGGCGGAAGCCCGACAUCCCAGUGCCUUAUCUGUAUUUCGACAUGGGGGCGGCCGUGCUGUGUGCUAGCUUCAUGUCCUUUGGAGUGAAGCGGCGCUGGUUCGCGCUAGGGGCUGCACUCCAGCUGGCCGUUAGCACCUAUGCCGCCUACAUCGGGGGCUACGUCCACUACGGGGACUGGCUGAAGGUCCGUAUGUAUUCUCGCACAGUUGCCGUCAUCGGUGGCUUUCUUGUGCUUGCCAGCGGUGCUGGGGAGCUGUAUCGUCGGAAACCCCGCAGCCGCUCCCUACAGUCCACCGGCCAGGUGUUCCUGGGCAUCUACCUCAUCUGUGUGGCCUACUCGCUGCAGCACAGCAAGGAGGACCGGCUGGCGUAUCUGAACCAUCUCCCAGGAGGGGAGCUGAUGAUCCAGCUUUUCUUCGUGCUGUAUGGCAUCCUGGCCCUGGCCUUCCUGUCGGGCUACUACGUGACCCUGGCUGCCCAGAUCCUGGCUGUACUGCUGCCCCCAGUCAUGCUGCUUAUUGAUGGCAAUGUUGCUUAUUGGCACAACAUGCGGCGUGUUGAGUUCUGGAACCAAAUGAAGCUCCUUGGAGAGAGUGUGGGCAUCUUUGGGGCUGCUGUCAUCCUGGCCACUGACGGCUGAGUUGCACGGCGAGAGGCUGAGAUGGGCGCAGGGAGCCACUGAGGGCCACCCUGCCUUCCUCCUUGCUGGCCCAGUUGCUGUUUAUUUAUACUUUUUGGUCUGUUUGUUUGAUUCCUUGCUGGUUUUUUCUUUUUUUGCAUUGUUAAGAGGCCGGUCUUUUUCCCAGCCUGGGCUUGACCCUUGGGAAGGUGGGAGCCCUGGCACUAAUGCCUCACAGGUUUUUCGUUUUCUUGUUUAUUAGGAGAACUGAGGCCAGCUGCUCCCUGGGCCUCCUGGCCCUGGGAAGGGAAUAAGAUGGCCAAGGGUGUGGGUAUCUUAAGAGUGGGAGACAAGGAAAGAUGGUGGAGAUCAGAAGUGAGCAAAUAUGAAAAAUUCCUUUUUGAACCUAGCAGAUGCAGGUAGGCUCUGCUGUGCUUUCCAGAGACCGAGUCUGUGGAAACUCAACACAUGUGCAUCAGGCCCAGGAGGAGCAAAGGGCCUGGGCACCACAGAAGUCAUGUGGAUUCUCAGGAUAUGCUGGGACAGAAACGGUACCAACUCUGUGUCACCUACCUUGACAGCAGAGCAGGACCUGGUCUGCUCUGGGCUAUGCGGGGGUGGAGCAGGCAGUGGCCAGUUUUUCCCCUGAUGCCACCUCUGUCUCCAGUUCUGUGGUUGGCCUGGUGGGGGUUGAAUGCCCUCCCAAACACCAGACCACACAGUCCUCCAAAAAUAAACAUUUUAUAUAGA